AUGUCUGAAUCAACGGUCAACAUGAGAAUUGGCAGGGAGAUCAUAUCCGGACAUUCCACAAAACCAGGCGGAGAAGCAAAAUAUGCUAUAAUAUUAGCCAUUUUACUAGCAGUCUUCUGCUCACUUGCGUUCAUAGCUUGCGCUUCUCCAACAUCGUGGUGGAAGAGAAAUGAAGGGACGUUAACGUUAUGGUUCCAAUUCGUGAACCAUGUUGAUCCUGUGAAAUAUAAAGUUCCAGUGGACUCCGAUGUCGGUGACAUAAAACGGAUUAUAAUUCCUAACAGAGAUGAUGAACAAUUGGCGGACGUAUUGCUAUUGAGUCGAGUGCAUGGCAGGCUGAAUCCGUCGGUAUAUGCUAGAGACCUGGUAGAUGAGAAGUUUCCGUAUGUCGUGUACAUAGAUACCAUAGAAUCAAGACGCUACAUUAGGUAUAUCACACACAAGCGUGUUCCAAUCCAGACAAAGAUGCCGUUAUGCUUGAAAGAUAAUAAAGGUUACAUCUCCCUUGCAAAAAUCCUUACUCACGACUUUGUUGAGCAGGACAUAAUUAAUUUACAAGACUUUCUGUGUGAAGUCAACAUACAGCAUGAUUGGCUUUCACUUACCAAAUUCCAAACAUAUAUUUCGCAAAUAACUGAUCCGUGGACAAAUCUUGCUAUAGAAGAAUGGCUUUUCCGUCACUCGGAUCCGGAUAGUAUCAUACUUUACCUGUGGAGAAAUGAGCCAUGCAUUGUAAUUGGGCGAAACCAGAACCCAUGGAAAGAGUGCAACACAAAAGUCGCAAGGGCUCUCAACAUUCCCAUAAUACGACGAAAGAGUGGUGGCGGAACAGUGAUUCAUGACCUUGGCAAUACUAAUUAUUCCUUGAUUACUCCUCGGAAUAUGUUUGCAAGAAAGACUAAUGCAGAGAUUGUAACCUCAGCAUUAAAGAAAGAUGGAAUACCUGCUCAUGUAACAGAACGAAGUGCCUUUAAGUUAAUACAUUCUAGAGCAUACCAUCAUGGUACGAUGUUGAUUUCGUCCAACUUGGAAAUGUUGAAACAAUGUCUCAAGGUAUCCCAUAAGGGGAUUUUGAGUACAAAAGGUGUCAAGUCCGUUACUUCACCUGUCAUAAACAUAAAUAAAAUUAAUCCAUAUAUGACACAUGAGAGGUUUUGUAAUAUUGUGCUGAAGGAGUUUAGUGGCGUAUACUCUUCCGACAAAAAGACAUGGGACUGGACAUAUGGACAAACUCCAGAAUUUACUUAUGAAGUCGAGAAGUCGUUUGAUUGGGCCCGCCUCAAAACAUUAAUUAAAUCAAGUUCCGGAAUAAUAGUAUCAAUAACAAUAAGUACUGAUCACACUAGACAUGAUAAUGUUAUUAGGGCUUUUGAGGAUGCACUCGAAGGUCGAGCGUAUAGUCCUGAAAGUGUACAAAAUUGCACUGUGGACAUCGCGAAUGAGUUCGUCGGGGAAACUGAGAAUAUGAAAGUUAUCAACGAUCUUGGAGAAUGGUUGGCUGACGUUGUAGAAUAA
Messenger RNA from Paraglomus occultum, 1515 nucleotides. Lineage: Eukaryota; Fungi; Glomeromycota; Glomeromycetes; Paraglomerales; Paraglomeraceae. The record is from the annotation of a GenBank genome assembly.